AUGCAAUUACCCGAUGCCAUUCGCUUUGUCAGACGAUUACGAGACGUGUGUGAUCGGCUCAGAAAAUCUCGGGGCACGGUGGCCAUUAUCGGCGGCGGAUUUCUGGGCAGUGAACUGGCUGUCAGUUUGGUGAAAAACCACAACCAACCCGACGCAUCCGGUCUCCACACAAUGGAAAGCGAAUUCCCCGUGCUCAAAGUGUUACACGUGUUUCGUGAAUCUGCCCCACUCGGUCAGGUGCUUCCCCCGUGUCUGGCCGCGGCCACUGGUCGUUAUGAGGCCAGUUGCGGUGCGGAACUAUUCCCCUCAUCAGAGGUAGUGAGUGUCAGCACCGUGCCCAGUGCAACACCAACUCCACUACCUGAGAGUGAGACGACAGGCAAACCCACAUUUGCCAAUCCGUUGCAUACGGUCGCAGCCAGUGAUGUGCCAUCAUCACCACAGCGCAUUUGUCUGCGUAUUCGACGGAAUGAGCCUGGUAGAGAAGGUGUGGAGGAAAUUGUAGUGGAUCAUGUGGUGUGUGUGGUCGGCAUCGAACCGAACACAGAUUUGGCCGCUUCCGCCGGUCUCGAAGUGGAUCCCGUACAUGGCGGAUUUCUUGUGAACGCGGAAUUGGAAACACGAGCUGGCGUGUAUGUGGCUGGCGAUGCUGCAUCCUAUUGGGAUCCGGUCCUGGGGUUCAGACGUCGUGUAGAACAUUUGAACUUUGCCGAGGAAACCGGUCAAUUGGCUGGAAAAAAUAUGGCCGCUUCCUUGCAACCAUCCGGGGUCGAUUCAACAUCCAUACAACGUUAUCAUUAUCAGUCAUCCUUGUGGUCAUCGCUCGGUCCAAAUCUCAGUUGGGACGCGGUUGGCAAUGUGGACGCUAGACGUUUGGAGACACGAUCAUUUUUCCUCGCUGAGUCACCCGCGGUGAAAUCAGAUGAUCAAUCGUCCUCUGCUCCGGCACCAGACGCGCUACAAUCCAUUCCCGCAUCGGAUUUCGGGAGACUUGGACGUGGUGUAGUGUUCUACUUGACCCCGAAAGAGAAACGCUUGGUUGGUGUUCUGUUGUGGAAUCUGCCAGAUGAGUUGUAUACGGAUGAGAAAUAUGCUGCUCCCGGCCGACUGAAUUUGGCUCGUAGCCUGCUCGCACAACGUCGGCUAAUUGGACAGAAUCCGGAAUUCCGUUCCGCCGAGGAUGAACUUCGUGAUCUCGCGUCCCAAUUCGAUUUGGGCGGUGAAUUGGAACGAGACUAUGCCGAACUGAAAGCCUAUAUGGAAGCGCAAAUGAAAGAUUCACAGGAGGAUCCGUUGUCGAAGUCAGACAACCCGGUCGCGGAGCAAACCUCACCGAGUGCCGAUUCUUGA
This is a messenger RNA of Echinostoma caproni, 1350 nucleotides long. NCBI's taxonomy places the organism in Eukaryota, Metazoa, Platyhelminthes, Trematoda, Plagiorchiida, Echinostomatidae. The record is from the annotation of a GenBank genome assembly.